AUGGAAGACGACAGCAACAACGUACCAGCUUCAGCGACAUCGCCAUCGCCAUCCUCAUCUUCAGCAUCGAUUGUGCGCAACAACAAGACGAUCGGUACACCACUGAACCCUGAUGACGCUACCCGUAUGCUGAACGAAGAAUACAUUACACGUCUCACGGACGAUGCCAUUCGCAAGCUGGCUGCCUACACACGCAAUGAGUUACAAACUACAACGGAAGAGUGCCAGUUGUUGGAAGCCAUGAACAAGACGACCAAGGAGAAGUAUGCUCAAAUGUCACAAAUGAGCCAGAGGCUGAUGGAUGAAAUGACAAGGCUUCAAGGGACAUACUCGGAUUUUGCAACAUUUAUGGCACAAGUUGACGACAUUCAUCAACAAGCUGUGGAAAUUGAAAAGGUGGCCCAUGCACUCGAUGAAUAUUCAAGGCAUUUAGAAACCAAGCUGGCGAAAAAGACCAAUACCAUGGCAACGACGACAACGAGAAGAGGCACCUCAUCUUGA
This is a messenger RNA of Lichtheimia ornata, 501 nucleotides long. RefSeq lists its product as uncharacterized. NCBI's taxonomy places the organism in Eukaryota, Fungi, Mucoromycota, Mucoromycetes, Mucorales, Lichtheimiaceae. The transcript is spliced from 4 exons. The record is from RefSeq and is a predicted model, not a curated record. Bases 1 to 501 code for a protein of 166 amino acids. Gene Ontology annotation, biological process: endosomal transport; lysosome localization. Gene Ontology annotation, cellular component: gamma-tubulin complex; BORC complex; BLOC-1 complex. Gene Ontology annotation, molecular function: gamma-tubulin binding.